AUGGCUUCAGCUGCAGCUCCAGCUCAAGCUCCAGUGGCAGCUCCAGCUCAGGCUCCAAAAGGUGCCCAGGGGAAACACAAGAUCCCAAAGGGCACCAGCCUCAAACUUGAUCUACUUGCCUAUUUUGCCCACCCCAAGGUUGGGAAGUGUGCUUGUGCCCGCACUGCCAAGGGUCUCAUGCUCUGCCAGCCAAAGGCCAAGGUCAAGGCUCAAACCAAGGCCCAGGACACGGCUUCAGCUGCAGCUCCAGCUCAAGCUCCAGUGGCAGCUCCAGCUCAGGCUCCAAAAGGUGCCCAGACCCCCAUGAAGGCUCCGGAGUAG
Molecule: messenger RNA, 321 nt
Organism: Galeopterus variegatus (Sunda flying lemur)
Lineage: Eukaryota; Metazoa; Chordata; Mammalia; Dermoptera; Cynocephalidae
Product: 60S ribosomal protein L29-like
Exons: 2
Coding region: 1-321 (106 amino acids)
Source: RefSeq, a predicted model, not a curated record